AUGUCUUUGAUGUCUGCACAGGUUUCGACAGCGUCGGCCUCGUCUUAUGGCGAUGGUCAGGGUAUCAGUCCCUCUGCGUCGGCCGCAUCAUACGAUGCUGGUCAGGGUAUCAGUCCCAAUGCGUCGGCUGCGUCCGAUUCCCUGGAUUCCUCGGAUUCCUUGGAUUACGACACGGUCACAGGUGAAAGUCCUGCCAUGGUCCCCCUCGCUCAGCAAGCCGUACGGCGCGUUGUUCGAGUAUCCUCCCGUUCCGUCUCCUCGCGCCUUUCUUCUUCCCGUUCCGCCUCUUCCGCCUCUGCCCGGUCCUGGACCACGUCCUCGCCCGUCCCAGCGAAGCCCGUCUUCCCUGCGGUCGGGUGGUUCGUCAAGGGCAUCUGGUGUCCCCUUCCUCCCAAGGUCGAACUGACCCUCAGUUCUUCCGGAUACAUGGAUCGCGGCGCGGAGCACCGCCGGCCCAUUGUACCAGCCGUUCCUUCGAAAGGGUUCCCACCUGGAUGGACCCCUCACGCUCAUUUGCCUGCCGGGAUUCCUCACAUUGAGCGCCAGCCGGUGCCCAGUGUACAAUCCUGGCUCCUGGAUCGGGUUCAUGGCGACGCCCCUGGCUACCCUGGCAACCCGAACCGCGCCUUUCCUUUCCCUCCCGGCUCCGUGACGGAUUCGACCCGGUCUUCUGGAGUCUCGGACCUUUCUGCUUCGCAGUUGGGCGCCCCUGACAACAGGAAUCCAUGGUUCGAUCUCGUUCACUCGGCGACUCAGUCCAAGGCUACCUUUGAGAAGGACGUGGACUCUCUCGUCGUGGACUGCUGGACCGACCUCGCCCGCAAGGUGCGCUUGACGCGUGCGCAACGCCAACUCGAGGACGUCCACCGGUCGACCGCUCUUUACCAGGUAUUCACCAAGCACAUUCCCAGGGUCAAGGCAACCAGGCAGAUGGGUAUGGGUCGACAGGCUUGGCCUUCGCUCAUCAACCAUGUGCGCCAAUAUCGCGCUGCCGACAUCGCGGACCAGGUCCUCUCUCAGCCCCAGGCCGAAUUGUGGGAUUACCGGCCGCCUUCCACUCGUUUACCCAAGUGCAUCGAUGAUGCCUUUGCUUCCUGGGACGCCCGCGAGGAUCCCGAUAUCGCCAUGCCCUUCGAAGAGGUCAUGAAGGCCAAGGAACACCUUGACAACGCCUUUGACGGUUGGUCCGCCAUUGGCGAUGUCUCGGUUUCCCUGGGUUUCGAGGCCAAAUUCGCUGGUAUGGACUUCGAUUUCCCUUCGGACGACUCGGAGCAGGAGCAGGAGCAGGAGCCUGACCUGGAGACGGACGACUCCACCGACACUCAUUCGAUUCCCGAUGCCAUGUCGCUGCCUACUUCCGCCGAGCGCAUUGCGCACUGGAAGAAGUAUGACAGCGAUGUUGACCGUCGGGUGGACGCCUGGCAGAGAGCUAAGGGUGCUGCGCUCUUGCGCAUGCCUGUCCUGGCUCCUCUGCCUACCGACACUCCUUCACCCGAGAAGGCCCCCGUGACCGACUCUUCCAUUCCUUAUGCGGACGACAUGUGGUGGGCGACUCCAUUCGACCGUACCGUUAUCGAGCCUCUGGAGGAGCGCCCGUUCAACGACCCCCUUCUGGAGAAGGUCCGACUCUGGCAACUGUCCAAGGGCGAUGCCCUGUUCCGUGCCCCAGUAUUGGCGCCUCUUCCCGAUGACACUCCUUUGCCUCCCGCGACCGAGGAAGGGUCCUCCGACAAGAUUGAUUCUGAGCCCCAGGGCGAAGAUGAGGCUUCCGAGGAGGAUUCCUUCGCUUCGGCGCAGUCCACUCUUUUGACCGAAGGUUCUGCUCCUGUUUCGACCUCCUGCUCCCCCGACACUCCCUUGACUCCAGGUUCUUUCCCUGAGGACGGCUUCGACAUUGAUGUAGCUCCUGUACGCUCUGCUCAACGGUCCCUCCCUUCGUGGAGCACCGUCGGCAAGGUCUGCUUGGGUGCUGCGGCUCUGGCUCUCGGUGUCGUCUCUGGAUGGUUUCUUUCUGGUUCUUGCUAG
Verticillium nonalfalfae is the source of this 2025-nucleotide messenger RNA. RefSeq lists its product as uncharacterized. The transcript has 2 exons. NCBI's taxonomy places the organism in Eukaryota, Fungi, Ascomycota, Sordariomycetes, Glomerellales, Plectosphaerellaceae. The record is from RefSeq and is a predicted model, not a curated record. Bases 1 to 2025 code for a protein of 674 amino acids.